AUGGUGGACGAUUCAAGCUAUCUUACGCCACACGAAACUGCACUGGCGGUAGUAGCCACCGCUAUGAAAAAAGCAAGACUGCAACUAGAUACGUUGGUAAUAAACUCCUUACUUGGUGGUAUUCUGUUUAGCAGUGGUUCCUUCUUAUUGGUAGCGAUACAAUCAGAUGAUCCUGACAUGGUCGCGCAAAAUCCAGGUAUUAUAAACCUUAUAACUGGUGUUACCUUUGCCAUAGGUCUAUUUUAUGUGGUAAUAAUGGGUGCUGACCUUUUCAACUCUAAUAUUUUAUUUUUUUCUGUUGGGGCUAUGAGAGGAGCAGUGACUAUAUAUGAUUUAAUUGUUUCAUGGUUUGUUAGUUGGAUUGGUAACAUUGCCGGUUCACUUUUCGUUUCAUACCUUUUCGGUCAUCUUUCAGGUAUUGGUUCUCAGGAGCUUUGGAUAAAGGGCUCGAGGAAAAUCAUUGAACAAAAGGCUUCAUAUUCAUUCAUACAGACCUUCUUGAAGGGGAUAGCUGGUAAUUUCUUUGUUUGUUUGGCUAUCUACCUUCAACUAAUGGCAAAACCUAUUCAUGUUAAGUUCAUCAUAAUGUCAUUCCCCAUCAUUACUUUUGUGGGUAUAGGUUUCACUCAUGUGGUCGCUGAUAUGUCGGCAUCCUUUAUUGCCAUGCUUAACGGCGCCAAUGUUUCUGUGGGCAAGUAUAUUUGGAAACUGCUUAUUCCUGCUUCUUUAGGUAACAUCGUUGGGGGCGUCUUCUUUAGUGCUGUUGUUCCCUUUUACUUACAUUUGGUGGUUGUGGAACGCGAUCGGAAGAGAUUAUCGUUACCAGCAUAUGAGGCAAGAGAUGAACAACCAGAACUAAAUAUGGAUUCAAGAGUCGUCAGGGUACCAAAACAUGAGUUAGAGGAAGAUGCCGAAAAUGACAUUAGUGAUGGUGAUUCAACCGAAACUGGUGGUGACCUUGAAGAUCUGAAAGAGAAGGAUCCUGCAGGCAUAUAUAAUAUGACAAAUGAUAGUUCAAGUUACUUAACUGGGAGAAGUCUAAACUCCCUACUAUCGUCACCUUCAUCAGUCGUAACUUCGGAUAAUGCUACCAUGGAAUCGGAUAUAGGGGAACCCGUCCCAUUCACACCUAAAACUAACCCCAUAAGAGGAUCUUCACAUUUAAGGUUACCUUAUAACCGCUCAACAAAGUCCAUUAACAAUCGACAUUUUAAUAAGCGCCACAGUUUAAGAUCACCGCCUGGUGUCUUCCCUGUAAGGGGAAUGGGCGAGCCACUAGAGAGAGAGAAGACCAUUGAAGAUGCAACUUACGACCCUAAGAAUAAUGAACUCUUUUUAAGGAAAGCUGAAACGCAUAACUCUUCACUGGCAAAAAAUGAGAGAAAAGAGGAUGAUAACCUGCUAAGGUUAGUGAAAACUGAAGAAGAUCGCGAGCAAAAAGAGUAUCAAGAAAAUGGGGGUUACAAUAUCUUGGAAAAUAAGCCAGGUGCCAAGCUAGAAAAGAUAAUUACUCAUCUUGCCGAAAGUGUACCUUCUAGGGAAGUGACUCCUCCAGUGUUACCUAGAACAACACAAGAUACUUUUCCUCAUAACGCUACAGCCUCCUCUCCAGAGUACGCAGACGAUGUUCAUUCUCUACGUAGAGCAAACAGUACCACAUUAGGUGGAUUGUUUAGAGCUGUUUCAAGAGAGUUCCAUUCCAGCAAAGACGCAGAGAGUCCAGAUGACUUACUCAAAAAAAUGGCCGCCGUUGGCAUAAACCGCAAGGCAAGAAUUACAGCAAACAAUGUUGCCGGAAUUGUUAACCUGAACGAAGAGGACCUGGAUGGAUCCGCAAGGUGA
Molecule: messenger RNA, 1842 nt
Organism: Saccharomyces mikatae IFO 1815
Lineage: Eukaryota; Fungi; Ascomycota; Saccharomycetes; Saccharomycetales; Saccharomycetaceae
Exons: 1
Coding region: 1-1842 (613 amino acids)
Biological process (GO): nitrite transport; transmembrane transport
Cellular component (GO): membrane
Molecular function (GO): high-affinity secondary active nitrite transmembrane transporter activity
Source: RefSeq, a predicted model, not a curated record